This is a messenger RNA of Rhodofomes roseus, 906 nucleotides long. Its product is annotated as heme oxygenase-like protein. The transcript is spliced from 3 exons. Bases 55 to 807 code for a protein of 250 amino acids. NCBI's taxonomy places the organism in Eukaryota, Fungi, Basidiomycota, Agaricomycetes, Polyporales, Fomitopsidaceae. The record is from RefSeq and is a predicted model, not a curated record.
CCCACACCCGCCGCUCUCUCGACUGCAUCCACGACGAAGAGGACAUAGCGAACAAUGGCGACACCACCCACGGCGAACCCUACGACGCUCACUGCGCACCUCCUCUCGCUCUCGACUCCGCGCCCAUACUCUGCGGCAACGGAGCACCCGUUCCUCACCGCCGCCGGACUAGGCACACUCCCACCGGCUCUUCUCUCGCUCUGGCUAGCCCAAGACCGACUAUUCGCAGCCCAUGGGGGUUCUGCGUUUAUAGGCAGGACUGUGGCUGCCGUGCCGUUCUCGUCGCUCGACGAACCCGGCUCGCCGAGAGAGCAGAGGAACCAAGAGCUCGUGCGCGUAUUGGCGUACUCUCUCACGAACCUCGUGCGGGAGGUCGGCUUCUUUGGGGAUGUUGCUCGUGAGUACGGGCUGAAAGCGGAGGGAUGGAAGGAGCGCAAGGCGACGAGGGACUACACGGCGGAGAUGGUCAGGGUCGGUGCAGAGGGCAGGAUCGAAGACGCGAUGGUGUUCUUGUGGGCCAUGGAGCAGAUAUAUCUGGACUCCUGGCUAUACGUUGCGUCGCUGAAGCCAGUCGAGGCCGAGGGCGGCACCGCGCCCGCGGUGAAGACACUCGUCAACAACUGGACCAAUCCGGAGUUCGUCAAGUUUGUCGAUGAGCUCACUCAGAUUGUGAACAGCCUUGGCAUCGAGCCUGGAUCCCCUGCGUGGAUACGUGCGGAGUCCAUAUGGGCUCGCGUUAUUGAACUCGAAGAGGCCUUCUGGCCCGUCGGGGGAGAGGAGCUCACGCUGCUCAACGAGAAGAUGUAGAGAAGUGCUGGAUUGUAGAAAGUGUAUGUAGCGCAGAGUAGUAGAGGAAUAUGUAUAUCAUAGUGCACCGGCAGAGAAGCCCGAGGUCCCGCCUGCGAA